Molecule: messenger RNA, 519 nt
Organism: Colletotrichum orchidophilum
Lineage: Eukaryota; Fungi; Ascomycota; Sordariomycetes; Glomerellales; Glomerellaceae
Product: acetyltransferase
Exons: 2
Coding region: 1-519 (172 amino acids)
Molecular function (GO): acyltransferase activity, transferring groups other than amino-acyl groups
Source: RefSeq, a predicted model, not a curated record
AUGAAAGCAAAGACGAAUACCCUCAGACUCGAGGAAGCCACCCCGGAAGACGUCCCCGCUCUGACGGAGACCUGGUUCGCGGCGUUCGCUGACGACGCCGUGAUCCGGCGCCUCUGGCCCGAUACGCCGAGCGUGCGCGCCUGGUGGGACACGGCGAAUCGCGGGGAUAUGUGGGAGAAGCCGUUUCAGCGGUUCAUCAAGGUUGUUGACACAAGCACCGGAGACAUAAAGGCGGCGACGGACGGGAGAGGGGGUAAGGCAGGCAGGCCGAGGAUCGCGGCGUGGGCCAAGUGGGAUACGAAUCUCGACACACUGGUGACGCACCCGGAUUAUCAGCGGCGGGGCGCGGCGUCGAUGUUGCUCAGGUGGGGGUGUGAGCUUGCCGACGAGAAUGGGGUUGGGGCGUAUGUUGACGCGAGUAAGGCGGGCGCGCUGCUGUACGAGCGGUUUGGGUUUGUGGAUGAGAGUGUGGAUAGGGAUGGGGAGGUUGCUUCUAUGGCGAGGCGCAGACGGUCUUGA